This is a messenger RNA of Camelina sativa (false flax), 408 nucleotides long. RefSeq names its product E3 ubiquitin-protein ligase APD4-like. Gene Ontology annotation, cellular component: endosome; plant-type vacuole membrane. Gene Ontology annotation, molecular function: ubiquitin protein ligase activity. Gene Ontology annotation, biological process: cell cycle; protein ubiquitination. The record is from RefSeq and is a predicted model, not a curated record. Lineage: Eukaryota; Viridiplantae; Streptophyta; Magnoliopsida; Brassicales; Brassicaceae.
AUGAAUUCAGUUCGUAUGGAAAUGCAACAUCAACGUUAUCGAUUACGUAACGUGGAAGAAGAGAUCCGCUCGUAUGGGGAGUUUAUGAUUUACUGCUUCGUUCUCGCUAUUGCAUUGUGGUUCUUCGCACCGGCUUUUCUGAUGGAGAGUAUUUGCGGAUCAGAAAAUGUCUGGCUUGGACCCAAUUCGUCCCUUCUUGUUAAACCAAGUUCCAGAUUUGUCCAAAGCAUUGAGGUGAAGGAGCUUGAUUACUCUAAACCAGGGCUUAUGCUUUAUGGAUUCUAUGGGUCUCCUUCAUUAAGCUCUGUGGUGAACUGGUCAGAAUCCCGAGUGUUACCUCUCUCACAGAAUAUGUACAAGGCAUGUUUAAGAUUCUCUGUAUUGUUUGGAAUUGUCAUUGAGAUUUGA